This is a messenger RNA of Capronia epimyces CBS 606.96, 2985 nucleotides long. RefSeq lists its product as uncharacterized. Gene Ontology annotation, molecular function: protein binding. Gene Ontology annotation, biological process: cytoskeleton organization. Gene Ontology annotation, cellular component: cytoplasm; plasma membrane; cell division site. The transcript has 2 exons. The record is from RefSeq and is a predicted model, not a curated record. Bases 1 to 2985 code for a protein of 994 amino acids. NCBI's taxonomy places the organism in Eukaryota, Fungi, Ascomycota, Eurotiomycetes, Chaetothyriales, Herpotrichiellaceae.
AUGACCUCCGAUGGCCGGGACUUUGCUGAUCAAAGAACAGUCUCAAACAACUUCUGGGGGCGAGACGAUGCGGGUGUCGACCCUCUGCUGAGCCGAAUGCAAAAUGCGAAAACGACCUGCGACGAACUCAAAGCUUUCUACAACGCCCGCGCCGCCCUGGAGGAGGACUAUGCGAAAAAGCUCCUGAAUCUGUCGCGGAAGCCAUUAGGUAGCGUUGAACAAGGCACACUGAGGGCCAGCCUGGAUGUGGCCCGAGGAGAAACCGAGUCCAUGGGAAAGCAACAUGCUCUGAUAGCCCAACAGAUGAGAUCCGAGCUGGAGGAGCCUCUGGCUGCGUUUGCGGGAGGCAUGAAGGAACGUCGCAAGAUCAUCCAGAAUGGCAUCGAGAGGCUUCUCAAGAUAAAGCAAACCCAGACUGCCCACGUCAACAAGGCUCGAGACAAGUACGAACAGGAUUGCCUGAGAAUCAAAGGAUAUCUGGCCCAAGGCCAUAUGGUCAUGGGGCAAGAGGAGCGCAAAAACAAGGCCAAACUGGAAAAGACACAAAUCAACAUGGCUAGCAACUCGAACGAAUAUGAAGCGGCGGUCAAGGUGCUGGAAGAGACCAUCGGUCGCUGGAACAAGGAAUGGAAGGCGGCCUGCGACAAGUUUCAGGAUCUCGAGGAAGAACGCAUUGAUUUUACCAAAUCUUCACUUUGGGCCUUCGCAAAUAUCGCGUCAACAGUGUGCGUCUCGGAUGAUGCCUCAUGCGAGAAGGUCCGACUGGCGCUGGAAAGUUGUGAGGUGGAAAAAGACAUCACCCUCUUCAUCAAGGUCUGCGGCACAGGUCAGGAAAUUCCGGACCCUCCACGGUAUAUCAAUUUCUGUCGAGGUGAUGUCGACAGUCAAUCAGAGGUCUCUGAAGAUGACAACUACUCGGUUGCUCAGUUCUCACGCACCAGUAACCCCGCCUUUCGCUCUUCUUCGCCGACCCAUUCCAAUGCUGGAACCAGAAGCACUCGUGACGGCACUCCUCAGCGUCGCUCUGAAGAGCCAAUGGGCCCGGAUGAGGAUGAUGCUCGGACGCCAUCCAACACGAACAGCGGGCGUCCAAGGCCUCUCAACUACAAACAACCGGGCCCGCACGUCCCUCCGAACUACUCGCCCAGUCAACACGGCGACGUGCCCCAAGUGCCACACAACCAGUAUCCCACGGACGGAAUGACCAUGUUUUGUCGGGCGGAUGCGGCAUCCGUGGCUGGCUCUGCCUUAUCCUCAAACACGAGGCCCGAGAGCAGAGACAGUCAAAGCGAGUAUUCGGUGCCGAGUUCAUUCACCAGCGCUGAGCCCAUGUCAGGCGCCACGUCGCCAAUCAAAUCAGCACCUACCAACGGCGUCGAGUUACCUGGCAUGACAGCGGUCGACAAGUCGGUCCAGAAGAAGAGAUCUGGGUUUUUUUCCAACAGCCCAUUCCGCAGAAAGUCGAGAAAGGACCACGACUCCCAAUCUACCAGCAGCCCUCCUACUCGGAGUACGUGGAACCCCGUUGCGUCUUCUAGGGGCAGGAUUAGUCUCAAUCCCACAGUGUCCAGCACACAAUCCAGUCCGACGAAAUCGCCAACUCGUCAAACUCCGAGCUUCUUCAACCGCAACACGGUUGACAUGGCCCCCGAAUGCGAAGAUGCUGCUGACCCACGAGCGAGCUUCCAAUUGAAUGUGGGCAACAAUGUUUUCGAUGUGGCAAGCCCCGAUGGGCAACAUUCUACGCCCAGGGCAAGCGCUGUGAAUCGCCGCAGUCAAUUCCUCCCACCGCCAUCUGCUGCAGGCGAUGCUAUGAUGCACGACCCGAUUGCACAGGCGCUGGCAGAUCUCAAGCAAAGCUCCAACGGCGUGACAGGGAUGGCCAAACAAUCUAGCAUGCGAGUCGCCGUUGAUCGUUUCCACGGAGUGGCCACUCCAGCACCUGAACAGGAGCCCAUUACUCGACCGGAUUUUGUCAGUGCUGAUGGACAGGCACGAAUGGCAGCACAACGAGGUACCCCACCGCCAGCAUAUGAAAGUGGUGGUGGCAGAGCGCAGAGUGCCCUAGGCGUUCCACAACCUGCUCAUACCAAGAAAGAGAUGCUGAACCGGACUGAAACGUGGGGCACUGGUCCAGUGCCUUCAAACCAUCGAGGUAGCCAACAAUCCCGACCUGGGACGAGAGAUGGAAGAAGAAGUCCGGGACCAGGAAUGAUUAGAGCCGCCAGUCCUCAGCCCCCAAGUCAGUACCAGCAACGGGCCAGGAGCCCGGCCCCCGGUAUGGUCCCAAGAGCGGCCAGUCCGCAACCACAGAGUCGAUACCAACGCUCGCGAAGUCCAGCGCCGGGGAUGUUGCCCCGAGCUGCAAGCCCACAACCCAUCAACCCAUUCACGAACAGUCCGGUGCGAGCUCGCAGCCCGGGCCCAGCUAUGAUGCAGCAAGGCUCAAGUCCUCAAGGUCACACUGGGUCUCAGUUACGGUCAGCCUCACCCAACCCAUAUGCGGGACGGCAGCGUUACCCAAACCAGGGAGCUAGGCAGGACAGCGGGAUGGAGAUGCAGCUCAGCUCGCAGGAUGUGGCAAGAUAUGAUGAUCCCAGAAACGGCAGCGGUCGAGGCCGUCAGGACAUGGCGAGACCAAAUUCUAGUUUUGGCGGUGAUGCCUACCAGCAGCCGCAGGGUUUCGGUGGACGUGGUUCGAGGCACCGGGGCGGGCCCGACGUCGAGUUAAGGAGGGAGCGGAGCAAGAGCUUGGCCGCCAUGCCCUACCGGCCCUCACAGCCACAGGUGUUGCACUACGCUCGUGCCCUGUACAGCUACACGGCCGCAAUCCCCGAGGAACUGAGUUUCAGCAAGGGCGACAUCCUGGCCGUGCUCAGGAUGCAAGACGACGGAUGGUGGGAGGCAGAGGUCAAAGAGAGCGGCAGGGGCACGAGAGUCGGAGGCAUCGGCUUGGUCCCGAGCAAUUAUCUCCAGAAGUGCUAG